Molecule: messenger RNA, 1323 nt
Organism: Hibiscus syriacus
Lineage: Eukaryota; Viridiplantae; Streptophyta; Magnoliopsida; Malvales; Malvaceae
Product: putative disease resistance protein At1g50180
Exons: 5
Coding region: 1-1323 (440 amino acids)
Biological process (GO): defense response to other organism
Molecular function (GO): ADP binding
Source: RefSeq, a predicted model, not a curated record
AUGCAAAACUUCUUAGACAAUGCCGGGAAUGGGACGAUUCAUCUCCAAGCUGCUGAAAUAAGAGAAAUGGCUCAUGAUGCUGACAAUGUUUUGGAGAUUUUUGCUCUUAAGAUUGGUUCCAAAAGGAGACCUGGUUUUACAAAUGGUAUUAAAAGAUAUGCCUGCAUCUUGGAAGAUGGAUGGAUGCUCCACGAAACCAGGUCAAGUAUAGAGAAGAUAAUAGAAAGAAGCAAUGACUUGGUACGACGAUUGAGUGCAUAUUGCCGAAAGGAAUCAUGGGGUGGAGGAGAAGGACCAAGUUCUUCAACUGAAUUCCAAGAGCAACGGCGGAAGUUUUCUCACAAUGUGGACGAUGAAAUUGCUGGACGCGGUGAUGAUAUUGAGAAACUGGUCCCAGUUGUUGUCGAUGAGAAAAGUGAAUGCAGGGAUGUUUCCAUAUGCGGAAUGGGUGGUCUGGGGAAGACCACUCUUGCCAUUAAAAUAUAUAAACAAAGCAAGAUCAUGGGUCAUUUCACCCGCAGGGACAUAAUCGCCGAGAAAAUCUUAAAUUCACCGUCGAUCAUUGAUCCGUUUACGACACCUCCCGCACCAUCGUGUUCCUUAUGCUGUUUCGAGUCCGUCGGUGUCAUCCUUGGUCCCCGUCAACGGCAGCGCGUGGGGAGGUGGGUGUAUGGUUCUGGAGAACAUACACAUUGUAGUGAUUGGAGUGACUGGAUGGGGAAGUUAUUACUGCAGACUCCUUUGUUGUGUGCUCAGGUGAUGGAAGUGACUGGCUGGAGACGUUAUUACUGCAGGCUCAUCGGCUUCGUGCUUAGGACUGGGUCUGAAGGGUUACAAUCACAACUUGAUUUCCUCGAUAAAGAAGAUGGUAGACGGAGUGACGAAGAAUUAUCAAAGAAAUUGUUCAAUUUCCUGCAGGAAAACAAAUGUCUGGUGAUACUUGAUGAUAUUUGGAAAACAGAAACUUGGGACAUUAUAAAACCUGCAUUUCCUAUUCAAAGGAACAGCAAGACCAUGAUAUUGCUCACCUCUCGAAAUGAAGACAUGGCUUCAGGUGAAAGUUACCUUCAUGUGUUUCAGUGCCUAGACGACGUUGAAAGUUGGAAAUUAGUUCGAAAGAUUGCAUUUCAUCAGACAGACUCUUCAGUUAAAAUGCUCACUAAAUUAAUAAAGGCACAAAGAUUGAUUCGGUUAUUGGUUGCCGAAGGUAUAGUUCCACCAAAGCAACAAGGAGAAAUAACAGAAGAUGUGGCUGAAGAUUAUUUAAUGGAGCUUGCAGAAGGUGCAUGGUUCAACCACGAAAAAGGGACGUUGCAACCUUAA